Molecule: messenger RNA, 2171 nt
Organism: Xiphias gladius (swordfish)
Lineage: Eukaryota; Metazoa; Chordata; Actinopteri; Istiophoriformes; Xiphiidae
Product: vegetative cell wall protein gp1-like
Exons: 2
Coding region: 1258-2037 (259 amino acids)
Source: RefSeq, a predicted model, not a curated record
CCAAUCUGUCCCUAAUGAAAUAAAUUACAGUAAAGAUAAUGCUUGUGUUUUGUUUCUGGUUGAAGUCUUUGGGAGUUUGAACUGGAGGAUUUUGAUGAGGAAGAUGCCAAGCCUCUUCUGAUGCUGAUAAAACUAGAGUCCCAAGAAGACUUAGUUUGGAAUCAAUUAUUAUUUUGAUUUGACUCUUUAAAUAUGUCAGAGCUGCACUUCAUAUCUAAUUUCUUGUUUCAGGUGUGGGCAGUGAACGUCAGCAAUAAAAUGAGGGACGUUGAGUUUGAAGCCCGAAUGCUCCUCAAGUCCCCAGAGCCCCUACCUCCUAAUUUUCAACAUCCUAAAGUCCUCAGCAUGGCACAAGACUAUGCCAAGAUCCUGAGAGAGGAGCAGCAGGAGGCACCCUGCUCCAAAGUGCUCUGUCCCCAAGAGGUGGUGAUGGAGAUUGUUCCCAGAGUCCUGCAGGGCUUCUGGGUGCUUCCUCCUCGCCCCCUAUUGAACAUGCCUUCCGAGCAGCUCAGCAAACUGUCUGUACGGGUUGCAAAGGCCACUUUGGACAGUGUCUCCAAUGUUCUCACCACUCUGGACUGUCAGGCCACCUUCUCCCGCUCCAUCAGGGACGACAUGGUCCUGUCUAUCCUGACAGAGAUCAGGCAGACGUACCCACACGAUAUCGUGGUGAACAGGAUCAAGAGCUUCGCACCCGUGCUGCUCUGUAGAAUUGUUGAUGUGGUAACGGGAAAGAUUUGUGAGAUGUUUCAGCCCCAGAGUGCCGGCGCAUUUGACACCCACUCUUGAACCUCCUGCCCCCCUUUCUGAGGAGAAGCCAACAUCCAGUCUAGAGAUAAACUCUGCUCUGGAACCAGCUUCUCUGGUACCUCCUGGUGAACCCACAUCCGAGGUUCAGGCCAAGGAGGAUGGACGUGGCAAACCCAGCCUGAAAAACGACCCCAAACCCUCUAGGGAGCCAGGCUCUGCUGUCAAACCACCUUCUCUGACAGCCCCCGUUGAACAUGCGUACAAGGUACAGGCCAGGGGGGAUUUAACUGAAAAACCCAGCCUUGAGAAGGACCCAAAACCCACCAGAGCAGCAGCUUCUGCCGUGGAAACAGCUUCUCUGACACCCCUGCUGAACCUGCAUUCAAGGUUCAGGCUAGGGAGGAUGUAAUUGAAAAAGCAAGCCUUGAACAGGACGUAGAACCAACCAACGAACCAGACUCUGCUGCGGUUCCAGCUCCACUGACACGCUCUGCUGAUCCUGCAUCUAUGAUUAAGGUUCAGGCCAAGGAGGAUGGAUGUGGAAAACCCAGCCUUGAGAAGGACCCAAAAACCGCCAGAGCACCAGACUCUGCUGUGGAACCAGCUUCCCUGACAGCCCCCGCUGAACAUGCAUUCAAUGUUCAGGCUAGGGAGGAUGUUAUGGAAAAAGCAAGCCUUGAACAGGAUGUAGAACCAAUCAAAGAACCAGACUCUGCUGCGGUUCCAGCUCCACUGACACGCUCUGCUGAACCUGUGUCUUUGACUCCAGUUCGGGCCAAGGAGGAUGGAUGUGGAAAACCCAGCCUUGAGAAGGACCCAAAACCCGCCAGAGCACCAGACUCUGCUCUGGAACCAGCUUCUCCGACUCCUCUGACGCCUCCUGCUCAUCCUCUGGUCAUUACAGCAGUGCAGGAUGGCAUGACCCCCAGCCUGGGUGAAACAAAAGAACCCACACCCAGUCCAGAGACAAACUCUGAUGUAUUGUCUCCUCCACCAGCCCCUCAGACAGCCUCUACUGAAACUCCUCCCAUUACUAAUGUCCAGGACAGGGAGAAUAGAAAUGAAAGGCCCGACCUGGAGGAGGACCAAAAGCCCACCAGAGAACCAGACUCCACAGUGGUUCAAGCUUCACCAGCUCCUCUGAGCCCUCCUCUUGACUUUGUGGUCGUUGGUAUAGAUCACUCAGAAGUCAACAUGACUAAGGAGAAGAGAGCGAUGGGCUUCCUCCGCUGGCUCCUUCAACCACUGUGCUGUUGCUUUGUAGCCACUGAAACAGAAACUGACUGAUUAUCCUGAUGUAUUAAAUACAUAAAUUCAAAUUCAAAAUAAAAUCACUUUGUUCACAUAUCUGUUUAUAGAAUGAACAUUGUUUUGUUAUGUGGAAUAUGUUUUCCUUCCCAAUUUUAUUUUCAGUCACUUGU